This is a messenger RNA of Phalacrocorax carbo (great cormorant), 512 nucleotides long. Lineage: Eukaryota; Metazoa; Chordata; Aves; Suliformes; Phalacrocoracidae. The record is from RefSeq and is a predicted model, not a curated record.
UACCCGUUAAGGCGGUGCUGACGGCCGCCCGCAGGGGUCCUUCCCGCCCCAUAUCCCGGAAGGCAGCGCGCUGACUCCCUCUUUUGCCGCCAUCUUGGUUCGCAGCCGUGGGGCCUGCUGGGACCAGGGCUUCGGGAGGACACCAUGACUGGGAGGCUGUGGUGCAAGGCCAUUUUUGCUGGCUACAAACGUGGCCUCCGAAACCAGCGUGAGCACACUGCCCUUCUGAAAAUUGAAGGUGUUUACGCCCGUCAGGAGACAGACUUCUACUUGGGCAAGAGGUGUGCCUACGUAUACAAAGCUAAAAACAACACCGUAACCCCCGGCGGCAAGCCCAACAGGACACGAGUGAUCUGGGGGAAGGUAACCCGUGCCCAUGGGAACAGCGGCAUGGUUCGUGCCAAGUUCCGCUCCAACCUUCCUGCCAAGGCCAUUGGACACAGAAUCCGGGUGAUGCUGUAUCCAUCUAGGAUCUAAAUUUUUAUUGGAAAUAAAAUGGAGAAUCUGUUUAA